Camellia sinensis is the source of this 2245-nucleotide messenger RNA. Its product is annotated as IQ domain-containing protein IQM1. NCBI's taxonomy places the organism in Eukaryota, Viridiplantae, Streptophyta, Magnoliopsida, Ericales, Theaceae. The record is from RefSeq and is a predicted model, not a curated record.
GGGCACGAGUUGAAAUUGGUUCCUUCUUCAAUCCUUCUGUUGAGCUUCACUGAAGGUCCAGUACACCCCAAAAUCCUUUUUAUUUAAUCAUUACUUUUACUUGUUUUCUUUUUAACUUUAUCAUCACACUCACGCCCACCUUCUUUGAUUCUUCAAUCCAUGAGUAUAAAUAAGCAAGAAACAGAGUGAUGCACUUGAAAUAUUCAUUUGGAGCUUGUUUCAGAGAGAUUCAUAGAGAGAGAGAGAGAGAGAGAGAGGUUCUGAACACCUUGGUUUUGGAUUUGAAGGUUUUGAUUACUCUCAAUCACACCCUUAAGUCUGUUGCUGCUUUUAAAUCAACGUGUCUCUCUCUUUCCUUUCUCUCAUCUGGGUGGAAGAAAUCAUGAGACAUAAGUUUUUUAAUUGUCCUGAUACCACUGCGACUGUUUUGGUGAGGUCAAUAAGCUUUAAAAGAGAUGAUGGUGGAUUGGCCUUUAGAUUUCUGAAAGAGAAUUCAGAAACCAUGGACAAGUCUGAGGGAUUAGAUCAAAACCCACUAUCCGAAAAACCAACGCUUAGAAUUCCACUCAAUAAUUUAGUUCUUGACAAAGAGAAUGUGGAUUCAAUGCCUUUAGAGGACAAAGAUUGUGACUCAAAAUAUAAAUCGAAGCCAACAAUUUCAAUUCCUAAGGCAGUGAUACUGUUUUCGCCAAGACCUAUUAAUGAGCUUGAUGCUGCUGCGACCAAGGUUCAGAAAGUCUACAAGAGUUACCGGACCAGAAGGAACCUUGCCGAUUGUGCAGUUGUGGUCGAAGAACUCUGGUGGAAGGCCUUAGAUUUCGCUGCUCUUAAACAGAGCUCGGUAUCAUUCUUCAAUGUUACGAAACAUGAAACUGCUGCAUCACGGUGGGCACGUGCAAGGACUAGAGCUGCCAAGGUAGGGAAGGGUUUAUCCAAGGAUGAAAAGGCUCAAAAACUAGCUCUCCAACAUUGGCUCGAAGCAAUUGAUCCACGCCAUAGGUAUGGGCACAAUUUGCAUUUCUACUAUGAUGUAUGGACUGAUAGCAAGAGCACCCAACCAUUCUUCUAUUGGCUCGAUGUUGGAGAUGGUAAAGAUCUAAAUCUUGAACGUUGCCAAAGAAUAGAUCUACAUCGUCAAUGCAUUAAAUAUCUCGGACCUAAAGAAAGAGAAGCAUAUGAAGUGAUUGUGGAGAGUGGAAAGCUAGUAUACAAGCAACAUGAAAUGCUGUUAAACACAGAUGAGCAUUCCAAGUGGAUCUUCGUUCUGAGCACAGCAAGGGUUUUGUAUGUGGGACAGAAAAAGAAGGGUGUUUUUCAGCACUCUAGUUUUCUGUCCGGAGGAGCUACAACUGCAGCUGGUAGAUUGGUUGCCCGUGAUGGGAUUCUUGAGGCAAUAUGGCCAUACAGCGGUCACUAUCUUCCAACUGAAGACAAUUUCAAGGAAUUCAUUAGUUUCCUUGAGGAGCACUGCGUAGACUUGACCAAUGUUAAGAGAUAUGAAAUAGAUGAUGACAGAACCUCGUUUAAAGAUACCUACGAGGACUCUAAGCCAGAGUUGGUAGAGGGUCUGUCCACAACCACAAUUUUAACAGAUUUGGCUGCUGCCAAUGGCGACGGACCAACCAAUGAUAUAUCGAACACUUCUUCUAAUCAAGAAGACGGUAAAGCCACCAAUGUAGGCAAUGCAGAAGCACCCAUUUACAACUUGGCCAAGCAUUUAUCGUGCAAGUGGACUAGCGGAGUUGGGCCCCGCAUUGGGUGUGUCAGGGACUACCCAACAGAUCUACAAUCCCUGGCACUUGAGAAAGUCAACCUAUCACCUAGGGUUACACCUGGCCGUUCCUGGAGUAGUAUUCCGAUCCCUUCACCUCGACCUAGCCGGAAGAUGCGGCUCUCACCUAGGCUGGCAUAUAUGGGACUCCCAAGCCCAAGGGUCUCUUCUUCUUCAACUGGUAAUUAGACUCUUCUAAUUUCUCACUUAUCGUUGAAAUGGCGUUGACUUUAGUUUUGGUUCACAACCUUCAGCUAAUGUGCAUUUCUUGUGCCGUUAGUGAAAUUUUUGAUAUGGUUUUAAUGUAAUGUGAGGGAUUAGCCUAAAAUGCUUUGUUCUUUGAUUCUUUUUGUAAAUGCAACGUUGUCUUUCUUGCAGUUUUCUUAAUCACUCUCUACUCAGGGAUUGUCUAAUUCCAAUUUCCAAGUUGUAAAUAUACUGUUUAACUGUUCAAAUAAAGAGAUCUUUUGUCGA